This is a messenger RNA of Habropoda laboriosa, 2078 nucleotides long. RefSeq names its product eukaryotic translation initiation factor 2D (gene eIF2D). Bases 302 to 2056 code for a protein of 584 amino acids. The transcript has 10 exons. Lineage: Eukaryota; Metazoa; Arthropoda; Insecta; Hymenoptera; Apidae. The record is from RefSeq and is a predicted model, not a curated record. Gene Ontology annotation, molecular function: RNA binding; translation initiation factor activity. Gene Ontology annotation, biological process: translational initiation; formation of translation preinitiation complex.
CAGCUACCAACCGUCAGUGGAAAGUUGGUAGUCUUUAUUGCUAUAACAUUUUUCACAUUGAUUGCUGAUUUUUGCGAUCUAUUGAUCCACGAUUGUACGCAUGUUUCAUAAGGAAUAUUUGCGUCGUAAGAGGCUUUGGUUUCCUCGCUUAGAACUACACCAAUUAAACAGACAGGUAAAGGGUUGGACAACCUGAGAAUCAGCUGUAUCUUGCGAUAAGCAGCGCUGCAUUUUUGGCUGUGUGAUUUCGUUGGGGGUUGUCUUGUCGAAUAAAUUUUUUUGAAAUUCUUGCAAAGUCAAAAUGUUCAUCAAACCGUUUAAAGUGAAGUCGAACAACCAACUGAAGGGGACGGAAAGGAAGAAGUUAUGCGAAGAAAUUUUAGCGGCGUAUCCAACAUUGACGGACGAAGAGACGCAAUUGUUAAUUCCUAAAAAAGAGGCAAUAAGCAUUAUGAAAAUUGUGACACAUAAUGGCCUUUCAGGAAAAGUGUAUUGUGUUGCCAAAACACCUAUGUUUUUCCAAAUUGAAUCUUUGCGUCUAGCAUUAUUGCCCACCAUAUACACUUUGUGGCAUCAUCCAAAUUUAUUAAGGUCUUUCACAACACAUACCCCAGUUGUAUCAAAAUUGUCAAGUGGUGCAGAUUUAAUGUUGCCUGGGGUCAAUAUUAAAGAGCCUGUAACAUUGUACUCUUUUGGAAAAUUGCAAAAGGGUACACCUGUUUGUGUGAAUACUGAAGAGAAUAAGGCACCGGUUGCUGUUGGUCUGACUGCACUUUCUAGCGAAGAUAUGUACAUGUCUGGGGGUUAUGGAAAGUGUGUAGAAAUUCUGCAUGUAAUAAAUGAUACAUUUUGUCAAUUGGGAAAGCCUCCCUUGAGACCAAAUCUAGGACCACCAAAUGCUGAUACAGAUAAGAAGAUAGAACAUGUAAAUGAAAUUACAGAACAGGUCAAUGAUAAUAAUGAUGAGUCAGUUGUUGAAGCAAUGAAUGACUUAGAAGUGGAUAAUGAUAGGGUGUCAGAAUCUGAAUCACCUUGUGAGGAAACUGUGGAAGAGAACAAAGUAGGAGAGUCUGGUGAGGCAGAAGAUAUAAUUACUGAGGAACCAGAAGUAGUUGUAGAUCCAGUAAAAGAAAUGGAUAACUUGUUGGAGUAUUGUUUCUUCAAAGCUUGCAAAAAAUCGAUAAAGGUCACUGAUCUGCCGAUAUUGACGUCCAAUUUCUUUAAAAAUCAUCUACUAGCGGCAUGUCCACCAGAUAGAAACGUAGAUAUAAAAAAAUCUCGGUAUAAAAAGUUAUCCGUUUUUCUGGCGGAAAUGAAAGCGAAAGGUGUUAUUAAUACUUCUGUUACGAAAGGUGUUGAGAGUAUAUUAUCUAUUAAGUUUGAUCAUCCACUUUUAAAACAACUAGUCAUUUUAGAAGAACCUACACCGAUCCAGAAGCCAGUUGUUUCGAAUGCGGCAGUUGUUUCAGAAUGUUAUAAGGUGACUGCCGACGUAGUGCCAGUACUGUCGAAAUUCGGCUAUGAAAAAGGGGACGUAAUGAAAAGAGCUGAGAUCAGAAAAUGUUUUACUGAAUACGUGAAAGCAGAGAAUCUUCAAGACGGAAAAAUUCUGAAAUUGAACCCGCGACUAGCAGGUAUUAUGAAAACCAAAGUGAAUCAGGAAACUCUAACGAUGGAGGAUGGAAUAAACAAGUUCAUUGGACGUAUGACGCAUAUGCACGAAGUCAUGUUAGCGGGAAACAAAUUGUUACACACUGGCAAAUUGGAGCCUAUCGAUAUGAGAGUGACUGUUCGAUCCGGUGGUAAAAAGGUAACGUUAGUGAAUAACUUGGAAACAUUUGGUAUAAAUUCCAAAGAGUUCAGCAAGGAAUGUCAAAGUAUUGGGGCAAGUGCAACGAUUACGGACGAACCAGGAAAGAAAACUCCUAGCGUUCUUGUUCAAGGAAAUCAAAUCUUAUACGUGUACAAAUUACUUACCGAAAAAUACCAAAUCAAGAAGACCUACAUAAGAGGUUUAGAAUUCGCUCCAAAGAAACCACCUUCCCACAAAAAAUAAAAAACUAUAAAAAGCUAAUCAA